Molecule: messenger RNA, 2946 nt
Organism: Motacilla alba alba
Lineage: Eukaryota; Metazoa; Chordata; Aves; Passeriformes; Motacillidae
Gene: ATP13A1
Product: ATPase 13A1
Exons: 22
Biological process (GO): intracellular calcium ion homeostasis; extraction of mislocalized protein from ER membrane
Cellular component (GO): endoplasmic reticulum membrane
Molecular function (GO): P-type ion transporter activity; membrane protein dislocase activity; ATP hydrolysis activity
Source: RefSeq, a predicted model, not a curated record
GCGGAAGCGAAAGCGGAAGCGGCGCGCGAGGGCGGAGGGAAGAUGGCGGCGGCCGCGGCGGCCCCCGAGGACGAGCUGGUCUCGUCGGUGACGCUCUACCGGCGGCGGCCGCGGCUGCUCCGCGGCACCGUGCUGCCCUUCGCCGCCGGCCUCUACCCGGCCUGGCUGUGGCUGUGGGGCCCGCGGCUGUGGGCGGCGGGCGAGGCGGCGGGGCCGCCCGAGGCGGCGCUGCUGGCGCUCGGCGCCAUCGCGGCGCUGCAGCUGCUCACGGCGCUGGCCGGGCUCUGGUCCGUGCACGCCGAGUGCGCCCUCAGCUGCGUCAGGGAGCCCUGUCCCCAAAAAGCCACCCUGGCCAAGGUGGUGCCGACCCCCAACAACGGCUCCGUGGAGCUGGUGCCGAUCCACAGGGAGCAGGGUGAGGACGGGCAGGAAGCGCUGAGCUUUGAAUUCCAGAAGAUCAAAUAUUCCUACGAAAUCCAUGGCAAAAAGCAAUUCCUGCCCGUGGCAUUCCCUGUGGAGCAUCCCCUGGGCUUCUACCAGAAUUCCAGGGGCUUCCAGGAGGAGCAGGAAAUGCGGGAGGCCGAGAGGAAAUACGGGAAUAACAAGGCAGAAAUGGUGGUGCCAGAAUUCCUGGAGCUGUUCAAGGAAAGAGCCACAGCUCCCUUCUUCGUUUUCCAGGUGUUCUGCGUGGGGCUCUGGUGCCUGGACGAGUUCUGGUACUACAGCGUCUUCACGCUCUCCAUGCUCGUGGCCUUCGAGGCCUCCCUGGUGCAGCAGCAGCUGCGCAACCUCUCCGAGAUCCGCCGCAUGGGCAACAAGCCCUACAUGAUCCAGGUGUACAGGAACCGGAAGUGGCGCCCGAUUUCCAGCGACGAGAUCAUCGCGGGGGACAUCGUCUCCAUCGGCCGCUCCCCCCAGGAGAAUUUGGUGCCCUGUGACCUCCUCCUGCUGCGGGGCCGCUGCGUGGUGGACGAGGCCAUGCUGACAGGAGAGUCCGUGCCGCAGAUGAAGGAGCCCGUGGAGGGGCUGUGUCCCGAGCGCGUGCUGGACCUGGCAGUGGACGGGCGGCUGCACGUGCUGUUCGGGGGCACGCGCGUCAUCCAGCACCUGCCGCCGCAGCGCGCCUCGGCCGGCCUCAAACCCGUGGAUAACGGGUGCCUGGCCUACGCCCUCCGCACCGGCUUCAACACCUCCCAGGGAAAGCUGCUCCGGACCAUCCUGUUUGGGGUGAAGAGGGUCACGGCCAAUAACCUGGAGACCUUCAUCUUCAUCCUCUUCCUCCUCGUCUUCGCCAUCGCUGCCGCAGCCUACGUCUGGAUCCAGGGCACCAAGGACCCCCGGCGGAACCAGUACCGGCUGUUCCUGGAGUGUGCCCUGAUCCUGACGUCCGUGGUGCCCCCCGAGCUGCCCAUCGAGCUCUCCCUGGCCGUCAACACCUCCCUGAUCGCCCUGGCCAAGCUCUACGUGUACUGCACGGAGCCGUUCCGGAUCCCCUUCGCGGGGAAGGUCCAGGUUUGCUGCUUCGACAAAACCGGGACCUUGACCAGCGACCACCUGGUGGUGCGAGGGGUGGCCGGGCUCAGGGAAGGCAAGGAGGUGCUGCCGGUGUCGGAAAUCCCGCUGGAAACCCACCGGGCCAUCGCCUGCUGCCACUCCCUGGUGCAGCUGGAGGACGGGAGCAUCGUGGGGGACCCUCUGGAGAAAGCCAUGCUGACGGCCGUGGACUGGACCCUGACCAGAGAUGAGAAAGUUUUCCCGAGGAGUCUAAAAACUCCGGGAAUGAGAAUUCACCAGCGCUUUCAUUUCUCCAGUGCCCUGAAGAGGAUGGCGGUGCUGGCGUCCCUGGAAAACGCCUCCGGAGAAAUCCGAUACCUGGCGGCCGUCAAGGGCGCUCCCGAGACCCUGCACGCCAUGCUGUCCCAGUGUCCCAGCAACUACCACGAGAUCCAUCGGGAAUUCUCCCACGAGGGCGCGCGGGUCCUGGCCCUGGGCUACAAAGAGCUGGGAGCCCUGAGCCACCAGCAGGUGCGGGAGAUGAAGAGGGAGACCCUGGAAUGUGACCUGAGGUUUGUGGGAUUCAUCCUGGUCUCCUCCCCCCUCAAAGCCGACUCCAAGGCCGUGAUCCGGGAGAUCCAGAGCGCUUCCCACCGCGUGGUGAUGAUCACGGGGGACAGCCCGCUGACCGCCUGCCACGUGGCGCGGGAGCUGCACUUCCUGCAGAAGGAGAGGAUCCUGAUCCUGCAGCCCCCGGAGCGCCCCGGGCUGCCCUGGCAGUGGCGGUCCCGGGACGGAUCCGUGGCUCUCCCGGCGUUCCCGGAUUCCCUGCGGGAUCUGACGGAUCCCUUCGAGCUGUGCCUGACCGGGGAGGGGCUGGAGCAGCUCCGGCUGCGGGACCGGGAGCGGCUGCUGCGCCUCAUCCCCCACGUCCGCGUCUUCGCCAGGGUGGCGCCCAAGCAGAAGGAAUUCGUGAUCACGGCGCUGAAGAGCCUCGGCUACUGCACCCUGAUGUGCGGGGACGGCACCAACGACGUGGGAGCGCUGAAACACGCCGACGUGGGCGUGGCCCUGCUGGCCAACGCUCCGGAGCGCGUUCCCGAGCGGAAGCGGCGGCCCCGGGACGGCCCCGGGGAUGGCAGGGCCGGAAUUCCGGCCGGGAAUGUCAAAGCCUCGUCCCGGGGAGCCAAGCAGCGGCUGCUGGCCCAGCGCGAGGAGCAGCUGGCCGUGCACAGGGAGCGGCUGAGCCAGGUGCUGAGGGACCUGGAAGAGGAGAGGGCCCCCGUGGUGAAGCUGGGGGACGCCAGCAUCGCCGCCCCCUUCACCUCCAAGCUCUCCUCCAUCCAGUGCAUCUGCCACGUGAUCAAGCAGGGCCGCUGCACGCUGGUGACCACGCUGCAGAUGUUCAAGAUCCUGGCGCUGAACGCGCUGGUGCUGGCCUACAGCCAGAGC